CGCCAGACGGUGGCUGAGGAGGCAGCGGGAGGGGAUGGUGCGUCUGGUGGAGGCGGUGGCGGACGCCACUCUGGCUCCUCCAUCCCCCCGCGGUCGCCAUGGGUAUGAGUAGAGUCUCCCGGCCUGCGCAGAUAUGAGGCAUCUCUUAACAAGAUAAAACUUACAGAACCAUGGCUCAGUUUCCAACACCUUUUGGGGGCAACCUGGAUAUCUGGGCUAUUACUGUGGAGGAGAGAGCAAAACAUGAUCAGCAGUUCCACAGUCUGAAACCAACAUCUGGAUUUAUCACUGGUGAUCAAGCUAGAAACUUUUUUUUUCAAUCUGGGUUACCUCAACCGGUAUUAGCACAGAUAUGGGCUCUAGCUGACAUGAACAAUGAUGGGAGGAUGGAUCAGUUGGAGUUUUCAAUAGCUAUGAAACUUAUCAAAUUAAAACUACAAGGUUACCAACUCCCAUCUGCACUGCCUCCUGUCAUGAAGCAGCCACCUGUUGCUCUGCCUAGUGCCCCAGGAUUUGGUAUUGGGGGCAUUGCCAGCAUGCCAUCUCUUACAUCAGUUGCCCCAGUGCCAAUGGCAUCUAUUCCAGUAGUAGGAAUGUCUCCACCAUUAGUAUCUUCUGUUCCUGCAGCAGCAGUACCUCCCCUGGCUAAUGGAGCUCCUGCUGUUAUACAGCCUCUGCCUGCUUUUGCUCAUCCUGCCACAUUGCCAAAGAGUACUUCCUUUACUAGAUCUGGUCCAGGAUCACAGCUAAAUGCAAAACUACAAAAGGCACAAUCAUUUGAUGUGGCUAGUGUGCCUCCUGUGGCAGAGUGGGCUGUACCUCAGUCAUCGAGACUGAAGUACAGACAGCUGUUCAAUAGCCAUGAUAAAACAAUGAGUGGACACUUAACAGGUCCACAAGCAAGAACUAUUCUUAUGCAGUCAAGUUUACCACAGGCUCAGCUGGCUACAAUAUGGAAUCUUUCUGAUAUUGAUCAAGAUGGAAAACUUACAGCUGAAGAGUUUAUUCUGGCUAUGCACUUAAUUGAUGUAGCUAUGUCUGGUCAGCCACUGCCACCUGUACUGCCUCCAGAGUAUAUUCCACCUUCUUUUAGAAGAGUACGCUCUGGUAGUGGCAUAUCUGCUGGAAGUUCAGUGUCUGCAGACCAAAGGUUACCAGAAGAACCAGCAUUAGAAGAUGAACAGCAGCAACUGGAAAAGAAGCUACCCGUUACAUUUGAAGAUAAAAAACGGGAGAACUUCGAACGUGGCAAUCUAGAACUUGAGAAACGGAGGCAGGCUCUCUUGGAACAGCAACGGAAAGAGCAAGAACGUCUAGCACAGCUGGAACGGGCAGAGCAGGAAAGGAAAGAACGUGAGCGGCAGGAGCAAGAACGUAAAAGACAACUGGAGCUAGAGAAACAGCUGGAAAAACAACGGGAAUUGGAACGGCAGAGAGAAGAGGAAAGGAGAAAAGAAAUAGAAAGAAGAGAGGCUGCAAAACGGGAACUUGAGAGGCAGAGGCAACUUGAGUGGGAGCGAAAUCGUCGGCAAGAACUACUAAAUCAAAGAAACAAAGAACAAGAGGAUAUAGUUGUUCUGAAGGCAAAGAAAAAGACCUUAGAAUUUGAGCUGGAAGCUCUAAAUGAUAAAAAAAAUCAGCUGGAGGGAAAGCUUCAGGAUAUCAGAUGUCGGCUGUCUACCCAAAGACAAGAAAUCGAAAGUACAAAUAAAUCUAGGGAACUGAGAAUUGCCGAAAUCACCCAUUUGCAACAGCAGCUACAGGAAUCUCAGCAGAUGCUUGGAAGGUUGAUUCCAGAAAAGCAAUUGCUUAAUGAUCAGCUGAAGCAAGUUCAACAGAACAGUUUGCACAGAGAUUCUCUUCUUACUAUCAAAAGAGCCUUAGAAACCAAGGAACUAGCACGUCAACAGCUUCGAGAUCAACUAGAUGAAGUAGAAAAAGAAACCAGAUCUAAACUUCAGGAAAUUGAUAUUUUCAAUAAUCAACUGAAGGAGCUGAGAGAAAUACAUAACAAACAGCAGCUACAAAAGCAAAAGAACUUGGAAGCUGAGAGGCUGAAACAGAAGGAACAAGAAAGGAAAACGGAACUGGAAAAGCAAAAAGAAGCUCAAAGACGAAUUCAGGAACGAGAUAAACAGCGGCUUGAUCGAGUGCAACCAGAAGAAGAACUUCAGUGGCAAAAAAAAAUUCAAGAAGAUGAAAAGCAAAAAAGGGAAGAAAUAACCAAGAAGAAGGAAAGUGAUGAUAAGGGGAAACAGGAAAUGCAAGAGAAACUGAAUAAGCUUUUCCAACCACAUCAAGAGACAAUCAAGCCAGCUGUUCAGGCUCCUUGGUCAAAUGCAGAAAAAGCUCCUCUAACCAUUUCUGCUCAGGAGGAUGUAAAAAUAGUGUAUUAUAGAGCACUGUAUCCUUUUGAAUCAAGAAGCCACGAUGAAAUCAGUAUUCAGCCUGGCGACAUAGUCAUGGUGGAUGAAAGCCAGACUGGAGAGCCAGGGUGGCUUGGUGGAGAACUGAAGGGGAAAACUGGAUGGUUCCCUGCAAACUAUGCAGAGAAAAUACCUGAAAAUGAAGUUCCAGCUUCUGUAAAGCCAGCAGUUGAUGCAACUGCUGCACCUAAAGUUUCUGUGCAUGAAACCACUACAUCAAUAGGAACUCCUGCUUCUACAGAGUGUACUACAACUACCAAUAACUGGGCAGACUUCAGUUCAACCUGGCCAUCAAACACUAGUGAGAAACCAGAGACUGAUAAUUGGGAUGCCUGGGCAGCUCAGCCAUCUUUGACUGUUCCUAGUGCAGGGCAGAUGCGACAGCGAUCAGCCUUCACUCCUGCCACUGUUACAGGAUCAUCUCCCUCUCCUGUCUUGGGUCAGGGUGAAAAAGUGGAGGGGCUUCAAGCACAGGCUUUGUAUCCUUGGAGAGCAAAAAAAGACAACCACCUUAAUUUCAACAAAAAUGAUAUCAUCACAGUUUUGGAGCAGCAAGAUAUGUGGUGGUUCGGAGAGGUUCAAGGACAAAAGGGGUGGUUUCCUAAAUCGUAUGUGAAGCUUAUUUCAGGCCCCAUUAGGAAGUCAACGAGCAUGGAUUCUGGUUCCUCAGAAAGUCCUGCUAGUCUGAAAAGAGUAGCAUCACCAGCAGCAAAAGCAACCAUGUCAGGUGAAGAAUAUAUUGCUAUGUAUACUUAUGAGAGUUCUGAACAAGGAGACCUAACUUUUCAACAAGGUGAUAUGAUUCUUGUAACAAAGAAAGAUGGUGACUGGUGGACAGGAACGCUGGGUGAUAAAUCAGGAGUUUUCCCAUCUAACUAUGUGAGACUCAAAGAUUCUGAGGCUCCUGGAGCAGCUGGAAAAACAGGAAGUUUAGGGAAGAAACCUGAAAUUGCCCAAGUUAUUGCCUCUUACACAGCAACAGGUCCAGAACAGCUUACUCUUGCUCCUGGUCAGUUGAUUCUUAUCAGAAAGAAGAAUCCAGGUGGCUGGUGGGAAGGAGAGCUCCAAGCAAGAGGGAAAAAACGGCAGAUAGGAUGGUUCCCUGCUAAUUAUGUAAAACUUCUGAGCCCUGGUACCAGUAAAACUACACCAACCGAGCUACCUAAAUCAACAGCAUUACCUUCAGUGUGCCAAGUAAUUGGCAUGUAUGACUACACCGCACAGAAUGAUGAUGAGCUAGCAUUCAAUAAAGGCCAGAUUAUAAACGUCCUUAACAAGGAAGACCCAGACUGGUGGAAAGGGGAGGUGAAUGGACAAGUGGGUCUCUUUCCAUCCAACUAUGUGAAGCUGACAACAGACAUGGACCCAAGCCAGCAAUGGUGUGCAGACUUGCAUCUUCUGGAUAUGUUGACACCUACUGAAAGAAAAAGGCAGGGAUACAUCCAUGAGCUCAUUGUCACAGAAGAGAACUAUGUAAAUGAUCUACAGUUGGUCACAGAGAUCUUCCAGAAACCACUAAUGGAAUCUGAGCUGCUAACAGAAAAAGAAGUUGCUAUGAUUUUUGUUAAUUGGAAGGAGCUGAUUAUGUGCAAUAUAAAACUACUGAAGGCUUUGCGUGUGCGUAAGAAGAUGUCUGGAGAGAAGAUGCCAGUGAAAAUGAUUGGUGACAUACUGACAGCUCAGCUGCCACACAUGCAGCCAUACAUUCGGUUCUGUAGCUGCCAGCUCAAUGGAGCAGCACUCAUCCAGCAGAAGACAGAUGAAGUCCCCGAGUUCAAGGAGUUUGUUAAAAGGUUAGCAAUGGAUCCUCGCUGUAAAGGAAUGCCACUAUCAAGUUUUCUACUAAAGCCUAUGCAACGGGUAACAAGAUACCCACUAAUAAUUAAAAAUAUAAUAGAAAACACUCCGGAAAACCAUCCUGACCACAGUCACUUGAAGCAUGCUCUUGAGAAAGCAGAAGAAUUAUGUUCUCAAGUAAAUGAAGGCGUGCGGGAGAAGGAAAAUUCAGAUAGGCUGGAGUGGAUCCAGGCUCAUGUUCAGUGUGAAGGCCUGUCAGAGCAACUCGUAUUUAAUUCUGUUACAAACUGCCUGGGACCACGCAAGUUUCUGCACAGUGGGAAACUCUAUAAAGCCAAGAGUAACAAGGAACUGUAUGGCUUUCUGUUCAAUGAUUUCCUCCUCCUGACUCAGAUCAUAAAACCUCUUGGCUCUUCUGGCACAGACAAGGUCUUCAGCCCCAAAUCGAAUCUGCAGUACAAAAUGUACAAAACUCCCAUUUUUCUAAAUGAGGUACUAGUGAAAUUACCCACAGACCCUUCUGGAGAUGAACCCAUCUUCCAUAUCUCCCACAUUGAUAGAGUUUAUACCCUGCGGGCUGAAAGCAUUAAUGAAAGGACUGCCUGGGUUCAGAAGAUCAAAGCUGCUUCAGAACUUUACAUAGAGACUGAAAAGAAGAAGAGGGAAAAGGCCUACUUAGUUCGUUCACAAAGAGCAACAGGCAUUGGGAGGUUGAUGGUGAAUAUUGUUGAAGGCAUUGAACUAAAACCCUGUAGGUCCCAUGGAAAGAGUAACCCAUACUGUGAGGUGACGAUGGGCUCUCAGUGCCACAUUACCAAGACGAUACAGGACACCCUCAACCCCAAGUGGAACUCCAACUGCCAGUUCUUUAUCAAAGACCUUGAGCAGGAUGUGCUCUGCAUUACAGUGUUCGAGAGGGACCAGUUCUCCCCAGAUGACUUUUUGGGCAGAACAGAGAUCCGUGUGGCAGACAUUAAGAAGGAUCAGGGUUCAAAGGGACCAGUUACAAAGUGUCUCCUUCUACAUGAAGUUCCAACAGGAGAAAUAGUCGUCCGACUAGACCUGCAAUUGUUCGAUGAGCCUUAGAAGGAAAGGGACCAAUGUUUUCUUUCAGCCUGAGUUCACUGCAAUAGGUUUCUGCAGAAGCCGUCACAAAACCCUUACUGGUGUGGUAUGAAACUACUGCUUGCCCUUCACGUGUAAGAGGGUUAUCAAAGCAAACAGGAGCAUCUUUGUGCCUUGAUAAUUCUCACUGAGAAAUGAAUCCCAGUUUAGUGAGGAGACCUCCCUCAAUUUCUCUAUGAGGAACUUGAUGUUAGGGUUUAUGAAACAACCUAAAUGUUCGUUGUGCUCCAGUCUGAAAGGCUGGCAAACCAUGUAGGUUGCUGUGCUUGCUCCAGUUACCCUACUCUUUAAUUUAUAUGAAGAAGGCAAUGUUGGUAUGUUUUGGAGGCUUUCUGCAGGGUUUUCCCCCUUAAGGAAUUCUGUGUCUAUUGCUCAGCAAAGUGGCGUGUAAAUGUAAUGUGAGUGGAAGGAGCAGUUACGCAGUAAGAAGAUCUUUGGAGAUCUUCAUGAUGGUAUUGAAAAGACUUAGAUAAUAGAUAGUUUAUAUCUAUAAACAGAGAAGAUUCUAUUAACAUACCACUUCAUGAUGCACGUUGCCCCUGAAAAUAAAUUCUGUACAGGCCUUCUGCACAGAGAUGAAUUGCAGUCCAGAAAAGUCCACCCACUUGGUACCUUUGGAAAUUGCUGUUUUCUGUAGGACUGUAAGUGUUUGAACAGUAAGCAAAGGAUUAAAUGUAGAGCCCUGCUGUAUGUUGUGCUAUACCACUUCAAUGCUCCUUUCCUGCUGCUGCUUGACUGUCUGACCUCAGAUGGAUGAUCUGUCACCUGCAGUGGGGGAAUUCAGCAAAUCACAGCUCUAGCUCUGGCAGCUAAUUUCUACCCCACAGAGUCUAGUUUGCAAAGCAAUUAGUGGUGACCAGUUAUUAAAUUGGACCAUGCCUGUGUUUGACAUAGUGUCACUAAAUUCAGGGCAGCAGCAUUCUGUAGCUCACAAAGGUGUUUGUGGGAACCCGUGUGACCACAGGGUUGGUGGAAGCGAUACUGGAUGCAACCAGAAACAGUGCUUGUGAUGGUGCAGAGUGGGUGACCCCAAAGUAAAAGCCUUGUCAUAUGGGGGAAUGCCAGGGCUUAUAUAUCAAUUUAACUCUACAAAUACACACACACAUAGGCACACAUCCAGCAAACUUUCCCUGUUUGGCAGAGCAGCCAGCUUUAAGCUUGCACUUACAUCUUGUUUCCCUUAAGCACAUGUGUAAGUGCUUUGCUGAAUCUGGACUCGAGACAGAAUAGACCCCUAAGAGUGAAAUUCCUCUAUUCCUCUUUGUUCUCCUUGGAUUCAUUUUGUUCAUGACCUAUCAUGCAUACACUGGUAUUUUUGUAAGGACUUUCUUUCCGAAUGGGAGGUGUCAGCCUCUUUCAUUAGCAUGUGAACGUUCUUGUGGAGCCUGUUGUUAGGUUUUGGUGUUCCUUGCAUGUCCUUUCAGUACUGGUUUCACCUUUCCUGUAUAGGUGGUGUUCUCUAGCACUACAAGUCUUACUGAUUUCCAUUAGGAAAUUAGGAUAUAUUCAUAAUGGAUAGGUAGAUGCAGUAUGAUAGUAAGUGUAAACUGUGCUGGGAAGUGUCUGUGUAUUAUAAUUUCCUAAAAGACCACUGUAAUGUUUCAAGCAAUGGGAAAAAAAACCCAAGUAUGUUGGAGGGACAACAAAGUUUACAUUUCAUACUUAUCAGAAUCGCUUUAUUAUUUAUUUAUUGAAGAUAGUGUAGAAUUUUGUAUCAGAAAUGACAGACAUACUUAUGUAUUUUUUGAAACAAAACAGAGCUACACACUUUAGUUGGAAACUUUCAACUGACCACAUUUUAGAGGGAGUGUAACUUCCUAGGCAUGCAUUUGUUUACCACUAACUGGCUAAAAACACAAUUAAGAGAACUUUAAGUUUCUAUUUUUCAAUGUUGUUAAGAAAAUGCUUUCAAUUAAAAUAUGUAAAUAGUACUAAACCCAUGCUUUCCUAAUUCCAUAUCAAUACAUUUUAUUAAAUAUAAUGUAUAUGAAAAUACACAUUGUUGUGGUAGGAUAAAAAAGAGUGAUCAAAAUCUAUUAAUGGAGUAACAUUAAAUGUCAUUGUCUAACCUUUUAUCGCUGUCCUAAUUUUACUCAGUAGCUGUAAAUAUGGUGAACACUCAUUUCAGUGUUUAAAAAGUAGCAUCAUGUCUUUACGGUCUCAUUUCACCAGCAUGAAUUACAGUAACAGCUAAAUAGACAUAACAGGACAAAAAAACACAGUGUGUGCAACACAUAGAUCCUGGCCAUGUUUUCAAAGGGAGCCUCAAGGAGCUGCACCAGCCUCUGAGACACAACUGGUGCUGGAAGUGGGGAACCCUUAGCUGCAGGGGGCUCCUCUGAUUGCAACCCUUGUCAUGGACAUGUACAAUUGCACCAUUUUGGGGAACUGUAACGGAACUGAGCACCUUCCCAAGCACCAUCACUUGUGAUUUCCCACUGACUCUCAAUGCACAGGCGUGUUUAACUCCCAUUAACGUCAGAAGGAGUUACACAGAUAGGAUGAUGAUGAAAGACUGGAGUUUGGCUCACCAAUAUUUAAUGAAUCCCUCAUAAUGGGUCUAAUCCUAGAGAAAACUUGUCCUAAUCCCUCUGCAUUGAGGACAGAAUGUAUAUAUGCCCUUAGAGCCAGCCGACUGUGCAUCAGGAUGUCCCUGUUUUCUUAUUGCUUGCCCUCAGAGCUCUGUAGCAUAUUGGCACUGUUGGCUUCCCAGAUGGAGCUACUUUUCACUAGUGUUAGCCAAAAGUUCUUAGAAACCCAUUGACUCCAGCCUGGUUUUCCCUGUUCAGGUAUGCUCUCGUCUUGCACAUUGCUUUGCAUUAACUUCAUGGCUGUGUGUGGGCUACAGCUUUCUGCUUUUCUAUCCACCAUAGCUGCAUAGAUCUCCUGCUCAUCCAGGACUUACUGCUUUAAAGGACUUCAUGCUCUUUGCUGAAAGAGAAAAGAGACUCAUUCACUGUCUUCCUCCUAGUGUUUUCAUAGAGCAUACUGCAGUUUCUCAUAGGCUUGUUUAAAUGCCACCUAUAUUGAGGAAGGGAGAGGCACGCAGCAAUACCUAUGAAGUCAGGUAUCUCUUCCUGUCUUUAGAAAGCCAGCUGGCAUUUCCACAAUGUAUGAAGGCUGAGCUAUCCUCUUACAAGUACCACAUGCUGGCAGUCAGGCCAAACUCUGCUAGUCAGUGCUAACAGUAUUUAAUACCUACAUGUAGAUGCUAUUUUUCAGAUGCUGGUUAUUGAUAUCUCUGAAUACCUUCCUAAAAUAGCACACCUCAGCUCACAGGUCCCUUCUCCAGCCCCAUCAAGAUGUGUGUAAACUUUUCCUAACAUAAUGCAAAAUAACUGUAACAACAAAAUCGAAGCCCAGAAAAUGCUUUGAUCGCAUUUUGGAUUAAAAGAGCAGAUUCGUGUAGAUGAGCAUACUCACUACAACACAGAGCUUGUAAACCUGUUUUAUUCCCUUAGGUUCAUUAAUUUUAACAAGGAGAAUAGUGUUUCUCCUUAGUGCUUCCCUGGUUUUAAGGCCUGUAAUAGGGCUGAGUUAAUGGGUCAGAAACUGGAAGGGAACAACACUGGUUUUAGAAGUUACUCAAAUGACUUGUGAAAGAUGCUGGUAGCUGGGAGCAGUCAGGAUGUCAAUGCUGUGGCUGCAGACAGGAGAGGAUACUGAAGAAAAAGGAAAGUCUCUUUUUCUUCCUGGUUUUUGCUUUUUUUUUGGGGGGGUAGAUAGUUUAAGAUGGGAUCCACAGUCUCACAGCAGAACUUCAAUUAUCCAGGAUCCCAAACAUCCAUGAUAUAACAACAGUUAUUAAUAACAAACCCUGCAUUUGUCCUCAGCCUGGGAGAGCCACACUGGAUUUAGUGCAGCUUUCUGUUUAUGCGGGAGUUUGGAUGCACUUUCUUGUACAAGUGGAGCUUUGCGGUGUUUGUAAUACCUCUGUACACCUCCUUCCAGGAAUUCCCUUCUGAGGUAUAGGUCUGAAGUGCUUUGGCACUGUGCUGUUUCAAGGUGCUUUCACAAGGACUUCAUACACUUGUUAACAUUGCUGCCUGGCCCUUUGCUUUCCUGGUGCCACCCAGGCAGCUCUCAGGAACCAUCCGGAAGCGCAUGGGUCCAUGCCCUUUCCAUACAGGGGAACCAGCUGCACCACCAUCAGUGUGCCAGUUUUCUGUCUCUCAAAGACUUGUCCUUGUAGCAUGCAGUCAUAAGAGGUAGCUGCCAGCAAUGCCUUUAUACAUCAGCAGGGCAGAUGUCUGUUCUUUCACUUGCAUCAUCUCCAUCACUGCUGUGAUUGCUCUAAGGAUCAGCCUGGUCUUGUUGAUCCACCCUGGGAGCUUUUUCUCCCUGUGGACUGGAGGCAGCCCUUUAAGAGUUGCCUCUCAGGAAACCCACCUAAGCUCAUUUUCCACAGGUGCAGCUGGAAGCCAUUUUGUUCAUGGCAGCUUCAGCUCCCCCCUUUCCCAUGGUCCAGCCUGCCACCUGAGCACACACCCCUGCUGUCCUUCCCUGCUGUGCCAGACUGUGAGCUGGGCCCGUAGCCUCGGUUCAUUGCCAUAAGGGUUGAGGUUCAUGUCUGGGAUCAGCCAGGUCCCCUCUCAGACAUUAUUUUCUCCACCUGCUGAGCCUGCCGCCUCUCUCCAAGCCAAACACAGGCUGUGCUGCAUAAGUGAGCACAGCGGGUGACUGGAAAACACAUCUCACCUCAUCUCACUUCCCUGUUCUACCACGUUCCCUCUGGGUUUGUCUUCUGUGUAUGUCUUGUGAGUAAACUGGUGCUUCUGUCCUGUAAUUAAUUAAGUCCUUUGCAAAGCAUCACUCUUUCCUUCUCUCAAACCUCAGUUCCAAGAGCUCAGCUGUGUGGAACAGUGCUGUUUCAGGGACUUCUUUCCAGUCUUCUCCCUUGCAGCUCAUCUGCUAGCUGCCAUCUCUGGUGCAGCCCCUGGCUCAACAAGAACUUCAGCAGAUGCUUCACUUUAAUUUGUGCCCCAAUUUAGUGCAAAGGCAACAUAAAGACAGAUGGGUGCCUAUGUGCUUUGGUGGGGAUGUGUGGAGGAAUUCAGAAGGCUUGGCUAAAGUAGAAUCUACAUUAUGAACUUGAUUCAAGCACUGUAAGUGUUGGAAAACUGCAAUAGAGCAUCAAACAAAAUGUCAAGAUCAAGGUAAAAUGCUAAGUACUUCAUAGCCUUUGCAGCUGUUUUCUUCCUUAUCUUUCUGAAAGUGUUUUUAGCCACUAAACUCACCUGAACUUUGUUUACUGGGCAAAUCAUAAUUCUUAUACUUACAGAUUGUGACCCACUGGGAAGUGCUGUAAAAUAAAAAGCCACUAAGGCUGACCUCAGCCUCGGAAAUACCGAGUACCUUGACAAGUAUGGUGCUGGUAGAAAGCCAGACUGUAAAGCCCUGAGAGGCUGCAUGCAGCCGGUGAGUUGACUUGGGCACAUCGAAAGCGCACGUCACUGAGCUGACACUAAGCCAAAAAACUGAUAAAUUACUGAACUCUUUUCUAGAUGCACUUAAUUAUUGUGUAUUUUCUCAACAUGAGUUUUUAUGAGGGGACUUUUUAAAUGUUCAUUUUAUGAUUUUUUUACCCUUUAAAAAGAAAUAAAUCCCUUUUUGUUACAUGUGAGUAGGGCUGGGGGGGACAUUGUGGAUAAUGCAGUUUUUGUAAUAUUAUUAAAUACAUUUUCAAAACUAAGAUGUGAGAAGUCCAAACUUCUACUGCAACAGCAGUAUCUCUUUCAUGCUGCUCUGCUUGCCACUGUGAUACUUCAGUGUAUUCAAAUCCAGCAGUCGGAACCCUUGAAACACAGAAAAACCUGGGAAUCAGGUUAUGUCACCUUAGCUUCGAGGUGCGUGCUUUAUACAUAAAUACCACAUGUAUCCUGGUGUUUGUUUAGCCCCAGCACUCUUGCCCUACAUGCAUAUUGAUGUAUCUAUAGUUAAGUACAUGCUUAUAUAUAUAUGUGAUUAUUUGUAUAUAUACUAUAAAAACACAGCUAUGUUGUCGUUGUCAAAUACUGAGUAAAUCUAACAGAAAAGAGUUUAUAGGAACCCAGUUUUGUUUGUUCAUUUAAAUAUUUUAAAAUAGGGGCUGUCCUUGGGAAAUUAUUUUUCUGUACAUAGGAGGAUAUAUUUAGGACCUAAUUUAAGAGAAUAAAGAUCUGCAGUAAGAAUAUGUUAAACUAGCCUAGUUGCUUGAUAUAGUUGUCAAAGGCUCUGCUGCAACUGUAGAUGAAUUCCUUGUGCUGCUUAUAAACCUGCAAAGUGUCACUAACCCUGGAUUUAGCAGCUGUUUCUGGGAUGUUCAAGUGUUGUGCAAGUGAAGGGAGCUGGUGCUUUCUCCAAGCCCUAUGUCAGACCUGCAGGCAGCAGCUCCUGACCACUGCAGGGAGCACAUGUGGAAGGAGAGGGCUGGCAGGCAGGGUAGUAAGGGACAAAGGGGAGAAAUAGGGACAGAGCGAAAAAGUAAGAGCUUGGUGAGCAGUGGGAUCUCUGCCCCCCCACCCCGGAAAAUGUGUGUGGGUGUCCAUUGAGUGAUGGAUGGGAAGGAAAAUCCCUCCCAGCUGUGGUGGCUGCUCCAUGGGAAUGGCCUCAUGGUGUAACCUGCUCCUGCCAGGAGGAAGAGGGAAGGUUGUGUGUGGGACCAUAGUGCUGGUCUCAGUGCUUGGCCAACUCGCUGCUCCUGCUCUCAGUCCAUUCUUUCCUAUCUUACCACAUCUUUCAGGCUCUCCUAGGUUUGCACCCUGGGGAUGGGAUGCUUUUGGAGUGACCAGGCCUGGGGUCUGUAGCAUUCGUGUGAUCCUAAAAAUCACAAAGACUUUGUAAGAUAAGAUCUGGCCAAACAGGAGAAAAAGGUACUUCUUUAUUUUUUUUUCCCUCAGAGAAAAUGGAAUUAAUUUGUAUUGUGCAUUUCUGUCACAUCAAACUGUUCUACAGUAAAACAUUCAUACUGUGAAGUUGUCUUCUUUUGGUUUUCAAAGCAUUUGUAAUAGGUGUAAUGAAUAAUUAUGGCUCAGACAGCACUGUUUCUAGCAAGACAGUUCCAAUUGUACUUUGAUUGCUGCAAAUGUCACGUUUCCUCAGCCACACUUUGUUAAAUAAUUCUAUUAUCAGACAUGGUCCACUUCAGCAAAAGCUCUUAAAAUGUGUUCACCUCCUUAAGGAAUUGUGCUGCUUCCGAGACUGCAGUCACCAAGGUGAAAACUGACAAUGCGGUUUUAGGCUGUGCAAUCUGUUUGGCUUGGAUGAGACUGUAGUUGUGUGAGUGAAAUUAUGCAAGAAUAAAUCCCUUUUUCUUUUCAAGUUUAA
Messenger RNA from Melopsittacus undulatus (budgerigar), 12653 nucleotides. It is a transcript of the gene ITSN1, whose product is annotated as intersectin 1. Gene Ontology annotation, biological process: clathrin-dependent synaptic vesicle endocytosis; positive regulation of Rho protein signal transduction; intracellular signal transduction. Gene Ontology annotation, cellular component: presynaptic membrane; plasma membrane; intracellular vesicle. The transcript is spliced from 39 exons. Gene Ontology annotation, molecular function: calcium ion binding; guanyl-nucleotide exchange factor activity; molecular adaptor activity. The coding region runs from base 171 to 5309 and encodes 1712 amino acids. The record is from RefSeq and is a predicted model, not a curated record. NCBI's taxonomy places the organism in Eukaryota, Metazoa, Chordata, Aves, Psittaciformes, Psittaculidae.